AUAUCCCAUCCUUGUCAAACUUCCCGGAACCCCGAGUCUAUCAGUUAAAACGGAUGCUUAUGCCGACUUUCCAUUCCUGCCUCUGAUAGUCCAGAAUUCGCAGAAUCCAGACACUAGCUGUUGCAAUUCUCGAGCCGUAGUUCUCAUUAAAUCUCAUCCCCCUCCCUCUACUACGAUGGCCACCGAAUCUGAGAAAUCCAACCCCAAUAUUCUCCCCGCCCGAGAAAACCCUGUGAAAACCCUAGACUCUGGAGUCUCCGCCACCUCUAAACCGGAUCUCCAUGAACAUUCUCCCAAUAACAUUCUGACAAAGGACUGUGAGGAUCCGAAUAGCGCUGUAUCCUCGCCUGCUGGGGAUGAUGGUCCGGUUUCCAAUAUCCAGAAGAAGAUUCGUCGAGCCGAGCGGUUUGGUAUAACUUUACAACUCACCGAGGAAGAGAAACGUAAUUCUCGAGCGGAGAGGUUUGGCAUGGGGUCCCCAUUGCAUGGGUCAGAGGAGCUUAAGAGAAAGGCUAGAGCAGAGAGGUUUGGUCUUUGUGAUGCAUCUGUGGCUCCUGAUGACGAAUCAAGGAAGAAAGCCACUGCUGAUGUGGAAGGAAAGAAGAAAGCUACUGCUGACGAGGAAUCAAAGAAGAAAGCUCGGCUUGCCAGGUUUGCGCCAGUUUCUAAAACAGACACCUUGGAAGAAGAAAAAAGGAAAGCAAGGACAAUCAGGUUUUCAAGCUCUCCAUCUAGUUCUUUAUCCCGAGUGAAUGGUAAAGGAGAUAUGGAGCAGAAAGCAGCUAUCACAGUCGAAGCUGGAUUAGGGGCUUAGCGCUAAACAUCUUUUGCAGUAGUUUUGUUGUUUUGCUUUUUUAUUUAUUCCCUAUAAAAAGACUCCCAGAUGCAGCAUUUUCCAUUCUUAGACAUACCUCUCUGGCCUUGAACAGGAGUUUGGCAGCAUGAAGAUCUCUUUUCCUGGAUAUGGUGUAGCAACAGUUCGCUCGUGAGACCUAGAGUAAUUUAUGACUUAACUCCUUAGUGGUAAUUAUCUCAAAGUCUCUGAAAACUAUCAGAAAUUCAAAAUUACUAAGUAGAUAUUUAACAUUUUAAGACCUUUCAUUUUCCAAUUUUAUGCUCGAUUGUCCACUUAUCAAAAACAGAAAGGAAAAAAUUAUGCUCCUUCAAAUUCUGAUACUCCAAGAUGUGGGCUAGGAUCUGAUAUAUGCUUAUAGUUGCAGAUUCAUGAUCAUGUUGUAUGGCAGUACUAAGUUGGUUUUGUGAGUUUAUCAUCAUCUGAUCCAUGAUUGGCAGUGUCAAAAGGCAUUACAUUGUUUGCUACUGGUAUUAAUGGUUCUAUGGCCGAACUAAUUACUUUAGAAUACGGGCCUUCAGAAAAAGGACGUUCUCAGACUGUUCUAGUUGGUUUGACUUUAGAUAUAGGAUUAUCAUCAUAUUUGCAGUCUUAGAUUAGGCUUCUACUUUUUGAGGGCUGCCCCCACAGAGUGAACUCAAUCGUCAACAAGAUGCAUAGCUGCUCUGCUCCUGAGAAUGGCCUCUGCCAUGGCAUUUGUGAGGCAUGCAUAAGUUUAAGUCUUUUGAUAUAGAUUUGAGCCUGUUUUCACUUUAAAUGAGGAUGAGAAAGGGAGGAAGUUGUAUUUAGCUUUCUACUAUUGUGCAUCUGUUCUUUGCUUGAAGUGGGGGUUUUCAGUUUUGUCUCAUAUCUUAUUUGAUGAUGGUGCAAUUACACACAUAUUAUUAUAACUAUUAAUCAUGUAUCAGAUGAUAUUAAAUCAUCACUUUCUAUCUAAUCCGGUGUAUGUUAUCUAUUCAAUUUUCUGUGGGAUCAGCCAAAGAUUUUAAGGCAUAUGUUUACUUAGUACUGGCGUUCAACACUUGAUCAUGAGAAUCAUUUCCAGAACUUUAACUAUUACCUUCCUGGUAACGUAAUAGUGGAGAUCUAUCAGAAUUUCUGAUGUUUUCGUUUGUAAUUUGAGAUAAUUGCACUCUUUGGAGGUUCUUGUGAAUUUUUUCUUAGGUCUCACUGGGAGAACUGCACAAUCUGCAAGGUAAGAAUUUGGGGAUGAAGAGUACUCUGAUAACUAGGUUUGUCAUUAGCAUUGUAAUUUUGAAUUUUCAAUGUGAAGCUUUGAAUUGUUGAAACAUUGGAAAAUCCCCCGCAUGUAAAUUCUUGUUUAUUUCAAGUGGGAUUUUAGAUGGAAUGGAAGGACGACCUGUUGCCCAAGUCCAUCA
Molecule: messenger RNA, 2232 nt
Organism: Carya illinoinensis
Lineage: Eukaryota; Viridiplantae; Streptophyta; Magnoliopsida; Fagales; Juglandaceae
Product: protein MODIFIER OF SNC1 11-like
Exons: 6
Coding region: 176-814 (212 amino acids)
Biological process (GO): poly(A)+ mRNA export from nucleus
Cellular component (GO): nucleus
Source: RefSeq, a predicted model, not a curated record